UUCAGGCACUUUCUAUAACUCCCCAUCUCCCAAGGAUCAUGUUUAAAUUCGCAGGCAGGAAUUCAAGACCCUUCGUCGCCAGGCACCCAGGAAUUGGCACCUCCUCCGGGAAGCCCUCGGGAGGGAGAGGGCGCCCUCUGCCGGAGCAGGGAAGCCAGCACGCUUCGGGUAUCGCCGUUUGCGCGUCAAUAGAGUCCGCCCCCGUCUCUCGCCCAGGGCUCUCCGCAUCACGUGGUCCCAGCCCCUUUAUAGCUGAGGGUGGAACCCGGGGACCCAAGGUGAGAGCCUCUGGACCGGUGGGGGAUUGCUUGGUGAGGCCUGGGAGCCUGAGUGGAGUGUCUGUCAAACCUGGACCAGUAUCAGGGGUACGGGCGAGGUGAUAGGAAAUGAACCCCAUUCAGUGUCUGCUCUGUGCCGAGUGGUUUAGAGCUGGGCUUUUUGUGGGGGAGAGAACCCCGGCUCUUCCACUUGCAGUACGCGCGCAUCCUUGAGCGAGUCACUUUACCUCUCUGAAUCUCAGUUUCUUCACCUGUGGCUGCCAGCAUGCAGUGAAAUAAUGCACAUGAGUAAGUAAUUAAUAAAUGAUCAUUGUUGUUACUAUAGCCCAUUUAAGCAAACAUCUGAGAGGGGAGGGCCUUAAAGGUGGCUCUAGCUCAACCCUGUUUGGAGACAGGCCUCCCCUCCCUCACCUGGGGCCCCAGGUCCUGCUGGGGUGCUUACAACAGGAGUUACUGCGGGCUGUCUCCCUGGAGGUGCCACCUGUAGGGGAAGCUGCCACCCAGGUUCCCACUGGCCUGGUGUCCUGACUGGGCUGCCGAGUCAGGCCCUCCAUGGUGAAGUCUUUGUCUCCUCACAGGGCCUGCCUUCUGCUUUGGGCCCCAGUAGGCGGACAGACAUGUCUCAGGAGGCGGCUGCAGAGGGCUCCAGCACAGAAGACGCUGUUUUCAGUCCCCUCCACAGCUGUGGGCUUUUCCGGGAGGAUGUGGAAGAAACCGACUCCAUGUCAGGCCUGGUACUAAACCUGCCAGGAGAGAGCUCUGGGGUGCCCAUCUGGGCUGGCAGCAGGAAGAAGGUCUUCAGGGAACAGGCCCAUGGAGGUGCCAGCUCCCAGGCUGUGGGUGCUUGUGGAACCAGCCUGGAGGCCCAGGCCCACCUGAUGGUCCCGGGGCUGCAAGCUGUGAGACAGAGCCAGGACUGGGUACUUGGCCCCAGGCUCCACAACCUGAUGCCCACAGUGCCUGCCCAGGGGAGGGCUCAGGCCCCCAAGAGGCUCCAGAUUUCUCUGCACGACAUCUUAGCUGGAGGUUGGCCCAGGAAUCUUUGUAGCAUUUCUGUGGGGGCAGGAAAGAAAAGCAGGAAGUGUGAGGCCCACUCAGAGGGUGGGGAGGGGGCUGGUGGCAUCUUGCGGCUUGAUCAGAGCCCUGGUGGGGACAAGCCCCAGUCUGUGGGAGGUCCCCCACAAGGUGCUGACAUGGAGUCCGUGGGAGGCCCUUGCAAUCCUCUCUCUUCCAAGGACACUGGGUCUGGGCCUGGAGAUCCAGGUGAAGUUUGGGUGGGAUGUGCCUCAGGGACUAAGAAGUUUGAAUAUUUGCCUACUGCAGGGGCUGGGGCCCAGCCAGGCAGCCCCUGUGACCCUGUCGGGUCCCCACUGCCCAGUGAAGGAGAGUCCCUUCGGCCACCUGCCCGGGAUCCUCCACUGAGCCCUGCACUGUGCCUGGGAGUGUCUGGAAAGGCUUCUACAGAAUGUCAAGAAGCCAAACACAUUGUGGGGGCUGGCGAUGAUCAUGGCCCUGCCACCUCGCACAACCAGGAAGAGCUGGAGGUCAAGGCUCAGCCAGGGUCGGGGUCGAGGCCAGAGCAGGAACUUGCUGCUUCCACUGACAACCCCGCCAGCUCCCAGGAGCCUGCAGCCGGCAAGGCCAGCUCAGGCCCAUCCACGGGGCAGAGAAGUUGCAGGCGUGCUAAAAAGUUGAGAAGGGGCCCAGUGCCCUAUGACCAGGACGAGAGCGCUGACAGAGGCUCAGAGAACUCCAACCAGGACCAGUCAGAGGACCCCAGCCCAGGAGGCUGCCACAGACUGGAGGCAGUGAAAUUGCCCCAUGGGGUGAAGCAUGUGUGUUAUCAGGUUGGUUCUGGCGCGGUGAUCCGCCUCCUGGGGGCCAUCAGCCAUGGCCAGGCUAGGGGGCCGCUGCCUCCAAAGCUGGAGGUUCUGGAGGACAUGAUGGAGGUCAGCUCAGCCUCACCUGCCCAGAGGCCCAGAAAGAAGGAAACGCCAAUGGCCCAGGGCCUUGAGGGGUGCCAGGAUGGGGUCCCCUUUCAGGAGGCCGAUGCUGAGUGUCCUGGGCCACAGUGCGGCCUAGUGGAGGCUAAAGAGGAGGAGCGUGGUAAACAAGACAAGGGAGAGGACUCAGCUCAACUUCAGCCCCAACAGGAGAAGCUGCCCCUGGAUAUUGGGGUACGGGGCACUGUGGUCCGUGCUAUGCAAGAGGUGCUGUGGAGUCGCCUUCGGGAGCUCCCAGACCUGGUGCUGAGUGAGGAGGUUGUGGAGGGCAUCGCUGCUGGCAUCGAGGCAGCCCUCUACGACCUGACACAAGCCACCAAUAGCCGCUACAAGACCAAGUACCGCAGCCUCCUGUUCAACCUCCGAGACCCCAGGAAUCGGGACCUGUUUUUCAAAGUGGCUCACGGAGAUGUCACCCCCCACGACCUGGUGCGGAUGAACUCAGUCCAGCUGGCCCCCCAAGAGCUGGCCCGAUGGCGGGACCAGGAGGAGAAGAGGGGCCUGGAGAUAAUUGAGCAGCUACAGAAGGAGCCGUGCAGCCUCCCGGCCUCCAAACUGACCCACAAGGGGGAAGUCGAGAUCUUGCGGGACAUGGACCAGAUGCUGACCCUGGAGGACCUGGUGGGACCCAUGGUGUCCACAGACAGCAGCCCACUGGCCCUGCCUGCCAUGGCGAAGGACACCGCGGAGCAGCACAAGGACACCACAGAGCAGCACCACUUCCUAGACCCCAGCUGCCACGUCUGCAUGGACUGGAAGCCCUCGUGUAAGAUGCCAGGCUCCUUCAAAGCCACUGGGAGGAUGGGGGACAAUGCCUUCCAGAGAGUCCCAAUCCUAGGCCCUAUGUCCUCUCCAGAGAUGCCCCAGACCAGGGAGAAGCCUCCCACGGAGCCCCAGGACAGGCCCCAGAUGCCUGCUGGGCCUACAGAGGCCCUGCCCAGCCAUUUGCCCUGGGAAGGGUCUCUGGACAUGUUCUCCAUCAAGCAGUUCCGGGUCAAGGCCCAGCUGGUCUCGGGACACAGCUGUCAGCUCAUCCAGGCCCUGCCCCCAGUGAUCCGCUCUGCAGUCUGCAUCCCCUCCAACGCUGUCUGGGACUUUCUGGCCAGCAUCUGCCCAGCCCGGGCCAAGGAUGUCUGCGCGGUCAGACUGUGCCCACAGGGUGCCCGGGACACCCAGAACUUCCACCUGCUCUACUCCUACCUCAACAACAAGCAGCGCCAUGGCCUGGCAGCUGUGGAACAGGUCGGGGUGGUCCUGCUGCCCCUGCCUGCCUUCCAGCCCCUGCCCACAAGGCUGCGACCUCUUGGAGGCCCAGGCCUGGAAGCCACUCACUCAAGCCUGUUGCUGGCCGUGCUGCUCCCCAAGGCAGGGCUUCCAGCCACAGCAGAGUCCAGCCCUUUGUGGGGGAAGGUUCACAAAAUGGUCUCCUUCAACAGAAAAGUGGAGAUGAGAUGCUCCCAGCCAGAAGACUGGGGGCCUGAUGUGGCCCUGAAAGGCUCCCCUCCCCCAAGGGAUCCCCUGAAGCAGAGCCAGGACAAAGGCUGCCUGGCUCCAAGGGGAACUUGUGCUUGGCAGAGGCCCCCCAGAGGCAGAGGGAGACUGUGGGGAGAGUCUGAGUCCUGGCAGGGUCCUGGGCGAGGGCAGUGGCCCCCCAAACCAGGGUGGUGGCAGUCCUGGCAUCCCUAUUCAGCAGCACUGGGCAGCCAUGGUCAGCACCUCCACAGGGCCUCCUGUCCCCAGCAAGCCCUCCUGCAGCACCUUGAAUCCCUGGUAGCCAUGAGCCAUCAGCUCCAAGCCUCAGUGAGGUCCCUAGGCCAGGAGCAACUUCCCCAACCCUCUGUCCCACCUCCUGCAUGCAGUCCCUGGGAUCCUUGGCCUCCUUUGCCAGCCCCGGCAGCUCCAGAGCCCCCUGGCCCAGCCCCUGACUCCUCUUUGGAACCCCCAGUUGGAGAGACCUGACCUUCAUUGCCCACCAGAAGAGGGGCUUUAAUUCCCUCAGCAGUGCUGAACCCUAAGCUGUUCCAGGGAGAGCCACAGGGGCAGAGGAAGGAGAGAGUCAGUUGUUUGAGUUUCCUGUUCUGCAGUUUGUUUAGUGUUGAUUUUCAGUUUAAUAAAGAAUUUGGCAAAGUU
Messenger RNA from Vicugna pacos (alpaca), 4411 nucleotides. The record is from RefSeq and is a predicted model, not a curated record. Lineage: Eukaryota; Metazoa; Chordata; Mammalia; Artiodactyla; Camelidae.